Messenger RNA from Gekko japonicus, 1308 nucleotides. It is a transcript of the gene CELF6, whose product is annotated as CUGBP, Elav-like family member 6. Gene Ontology annotation, cellular component: cytoplasm; ribonucleoprotein complex; nucleus. NCBI's taxonomy places the organism in Eukaryota, Metazoa, Chordata, Lepidosauria, Squamata, Gekkonidae. Bases 16 to 1308 code for a protein of 430 amino acids. The record is from RefSeq and is a predicted model, not a curated record. Gene Ontology annotation, biological process: regulation of alternative mRNA splicing, via spliceosome; mRNA splice site recognition. The transcript is spliced from 11 exons. Gene Ontology annotation, molecular function: mRNA binding.
GACAGCGGCGGGAGGAUGAACGGGCUGGCGGCCGGCGGGCCCAUCGCCAUGAAGGACCACGAUGCCAUCAAGCUCUUCGUCGGGCAGAUCCCGCGCAACCUGGAGGAGGGCGACCUCAAGCCCCUCUUCGAGGAGUUCGGCAAGAUCUACGAGCUCACCGUCCUCAAGGACCGCUUCACCGGCAUGCACAAAGGCUGUGCCUUUCUGACGUACUGUGCCAGGGAUUCAGCACUGAAGGCCCAGAGCGCGCUGCAUGAGCAGAAGACGUUACCGGGGAUGAAUCGCCCAAUCCAAGUGAAACCAGCCGACAGCGAGGGCCGAGGAGAAGACAGGAAGCUCUUUGUGGGUAUGCUGGGGAAGCAGCAGAGCGAGGACGACGUCCGGAGACUCUUCGAGCCCUUUGGCCAGAUCGAGGAAUGCACCAUCCUCCGAGGCCCUGAUGGAGCCAGUAAAGGAUGUGCCUUUGUGAAAUAUGGGAGCCACGCAGAGGCGCAAGCGGCGAUCAGCAGCCUCCACGGCAGCCAAACCAUGCCGGGAGCUUCCUCCAGCCUGGUGGUGAAGUUUGCUGACACCGACAAGGAGAGGACCCUGCGGCGGAUGCAUCAGAUGGCGGGACAGCUGGGGAUCUUCAAUCCAAUGACGAUCCAGUUCGGGGCCUACGGGGCGUACACACAAGCGAUAAUGCAGCAGCAAGCAGCUCUGAUGGCCGCAGCACAAGGGACCUGCCUCAACCCCAUGGCGGCCAUCGCGGCGGCUCAGAUGCAGCAGAUGGCGGCCUUCAACGUCAGCGGGCUGGUCGCUGCUCCCAUGACACCCUCAUCAGGUACAAGCACACCUCCAGGGAUCAGCACAGCACCUGUCCCCAGCAUAGCCACACCCAUCGGGGUGAACGGAUUCAGUCCUCUCCCCCCGCAGACCAAUGGGCAGCCAGCAUCAGAAACGAUCUACACCAAUGGCAUCCACCCCUACCCAGCUCAAAGUCCCACUGUGGCAGACCCCCUCCAACAAGCCUACGCAGGCAUGCAGCACUAUGCAGGUCCUGAAGGCUGUAACCUCUUCAUUUAUCACCUGCCCCAGGAGUUCGGGGAUGCAGAACUCAUGCAGAUGUUCUUGCCAUUUGGCAACGUCAUCUCUGCCAAAGUCUUUGUUGACCGUGCCACCAACCAAAGUAAAUGCUUUGGUUUUGUCAGUUUUGACAAUCCAACUAGUGCUCAGGCAGCCAUUCAGGCCAUGAACGGCUUCCAGAUCGGCAUGAAGAGGCUAAAGGUCCAGCUAAAGCGGCCAAAAGAUGCCAACAGACCCUAUUGA